UCGCGUAUAAUAGAAAGACACACAUUCGCUGCAUAAAUACUGACAACAGUUACCAUCUAAAACGGGAAUAAAAGUUAAUAUUAAUCGUGUUAUGCAUAUAAUAAUGAAAUAAAUACACAAUUUAUAGGGUUAUUAAUGGCAAAACCUCCAGAAAACAAAGAAACUUUAUCGUUGCUCAGAGUGAUCUGUUUCGAGUCAUCUUGUCUUUGUUGCUAUGGACGCUACGGUCCGAAGGUCUACACGUGAUUAUCUUUUCGAACAUGAGUGAGUUAAGCGCUCCACAAUGAAAGAGUGGUGGCUCCACGUCGGCUUGAUGUGCAUCCCGCUGCUGGCCGUCUACCUGCACAUCCCGCCGCCUCAGCUGUCACCUGCCCUGCUCAAGUGGCACAAUGCCGGCCGAAGCUUCACCUUCAGGGGCCGCGAGAUCUUCUACAGAGACUCCCAGGGCGUCUUGGGAAGCUCCGACGUGGUCCUCCUCCUCCACGGCUUCCCCACCUCCAGCUACGACUGGAGCAAGAUUUGGGAGCCGCUCACCCAACGGUUCAACCGGGUCAUAGCGCUGGACUUCCUGGGCUUCGGCUUCAGCGACAAGCCGCGACCGCACAGGUACUCCAUCUUCGAGCAGGCCACUGCGGUGGAGGCGCUGGUAGCGCACUUGGGUCUGUCCAAUCAGCGGAUCAACCUCCUGUCACAUGACUACGGAGACACGGUGGCGCUGGAGCUGCUCUACAGGAGUGACCAGAACCGUACGGGCCACCUGACCAUCAACAGCCUGUGUCUCUCCAAUGGAGGUUUGUUUCCCGAGGCCCACCACCCUCGCCUGCUGCAGAUGCUGCUGAAGGACUCCACGUUCCUGGCUCCCAUCCUCAUGCGGCUGAGCAACUACAUGAUCUUCCGGAAAGGGCUCGGGGAGGUUUUCGGGCCAUACACGCAGCCGACUGAUGCAGAGUUCUGGGACAUGUGGACCGGUCUGCGAUAUAAUGACGGCAACUUGGUUUUAGACAGUGUUCUCCAGUACAUCAACCAGAGGUUAAAACACAAAGAACGAUGGCUCGGCGCGCUCACGUCCACCUUCGUGCCACUGCACCUCAUCUACGGCCCGCUGGACCCGGUCAACCCCCACCCCCAGUUCGUCCGGCUUUACCAGCAGUUGGUGCGGCGGUCCACCGUCAGCGUGUUAGAAGAGCACGUCGGUCAUUACCCGCAGCUGGAAGACCCCACGGGCUUCCUCAACGCUUACUUUAACUUUAUUCACUCAUUCUGAAGUGACGAGUGAGCAAAGAGAAUGACCAUCAAAUAAAUAGUUUUGUACCAAAAAAAAAAAAAGGUUGCUGUAGUAACUGUUUAUUUCUGUUACAGAGUAGGCGUUUCAAUUUAGACAAAAA
Syngnathoides biaculeatus (alligator pipefish) is the source of this 1385-nucleotide messenger RNA. RefSeq names its product mesoderm specific transcript (gene mest). The transcript is spliced from 12 exons. The coding region runs from base 284 to 1264 and encodes 326 amino acids. The record is from RefSeq and is a predicted model, not a curated record. Lineage: Eukaryota; Metazoa; Chordata; Actinopteri; Syngnathiformes; Syngnathidae. Gene Ontology annotation, molecular function: catalytic activity.